GCGGAAGUCGGUGACGCAGACAAUCAGAUGGGGACUAUGAAAUAAACAAAACAUCGCCAUUGACACUGAAAAAACGGGGGCUGCGAGCAGGUCUGGAUUCGCUGAGCGGCCCGACAUGGUGGUGUUGGAGGGACAGGCCUUGAGUGAGUGAGCACCGCGCGCUGGCUGGGAUGAACAUGCCACUGCACCAGAUCUCGGUCAUCCCCCGCGAUGUCACCUCCUCCAGGGUCUCGGCCAGUGGGAAGGCCAAAGAGAAGGACCGCGACAAACAGAAUGAGAAGACGCUGGGUCAUUCUGCAAGCCGGUCCAGCAACAUUUCAAAGGCGGGAAGCCCUACCUCCGUAAAUGCCCCCUGCAGCUUCUCAAGGACAUCGGUCACCCCCUCGAACCAGGACAUCUGCAGUUUAAAUAUGGCGGCCGUAGAUCAGGGCUCCCAGAAUGCCAAGCAGACUGCUGUGGUGCUUCUCACCUCCAAUGGCAAGGCCUCGGGGUCGCAGGGCGUUACCGUGACGACCCUGUGCCUGGACCCCGGCCCCAGGCCCAAGUGCAGACCUCCCUUUGGUGCAGAAUGGCUGUCUCUGCUCAAGCCCUCCUCGGGCCUGCGGUCUGAACGCACGCUCAAGUUCUCCAGGUCCCUGAACGACAUGGCCCAGAAGGUGGACAGCCUGUGUGGUGGGCUGCGUUUCAUCGACAGGACGUGCUCCGAUGGAGAACUGGGCUCCGAGCCCAAGGCCUGCGCGGCCGACGGCAAGCCUGUCCAUCCGACCUCGCCCUCCCCCGCCCUGGUGCCCUGCAUGGUCUCCCGUGACUGCGCCCCCUCGGACCUCCAGCGGAGCUCCCACCUUCGGCGGUUCCUGCUCCCGUUCUCACACUCCUCCACCGGGGGCAGCCUGGGCGGCUCGGAGCUGGGCAGCUACACCUCACGGCUGCUGAUGACCGAGUCUUCUAGCGCCCUGCUGGAGGGCCGAGAGCCCGGUUGCCCGGGCGAUGAACCCGGCGACGAUGACGUGUUUGAGGACGACCCCAGGUCGGGUCUGGGGCUGGGGUCGGGGGGCCUCCGAGCUCCCGUCUGCUCUCUGGAGGGGGACAGCGACCUGGACCACUGCCCCUCCCCGCUGUCGGAGAAAAACGCCCCGCUCUCGCCCUAUUCGCUGUCGGGCGACUGCUGCAGGAUCUGCCACUGCGAGGGGGAUGAGGACAGUCCGCUGAUCACGCCCUGCCACUGCACUGGGAGCCUGCGCUUCGUGCACCAGGCCUGCCUGCAGCAGUGGAUCAAGAGCUCCGACACACGCUGCUGCGAGCUCUGCAAGUACCAGUUCAUCAUGGAGACCAAACUCAAGCCGCUCCGCAAGUGGGAGAAGCUGCAGAUGACGUCCAGUGAGCGGCGGAAAAUCAUGUGUUCGGUCACCUUCCACGUCAUCGCCAUCACGUGCGUGGUCUGGUCCCUCUAUGUGCUGAUCGACCGGACGGCCGAGGAAAUCAAACAAGGGAUACUGGAGUGGCCGUUCUGGACGAAGCUGGUGGUGGUAGCGAUUGGCUUCACUGGCGGACUGGUCUUCAUGUACGUGCAGUGCAAGGUGUAUAUUCAGCUCUGGCGGAGACUGAAGGCCUAUAACAGAGUAAUAUACGUGCAGAACCGCCCCGAGACCUGUAAAAAACUGGUUUUCGAGAAGCCAGCCCUCAUGGAGCCGAACUUUGAGAACAAGGAGGCUCUGGUACCCCCUCAGUCCGACACAAACUCUUCUCAGUACACAGAGACUGAGGACUACAGCAUGGAAAUCCUACACGUGUGACGGACCCUCUGUCGCCCCCCGCAGGACCAGCCUCGCUAUGGCCACUCUUGAGCUGCGCUGCGCUCUAAAUAUUGUUGGAUCUAAAAAAAAACAAAAACAAACUAAAAAAAACUGACUGAGGUGCGUGUUCAUUUUCUGUGGAAUGAUGUCUGUUUCUUUUUGUUCCUGUAAGAUGUCGGCUUAUCAGUAUAAAUCAGUGUGCGUCAGCUUCAGAACAUUCCUACUACUGCCAUUUUACUGCUGUCGUACAAUACCUGAUUUCUGAGACUCAAGUUCCCAUGGAGUCCAUUAUAACGCAUUCAAGCACUUUUAUUUUUCACGACCACAGCUCAGUUUUAUUGUUUAUAAACUGAAUUUCAAUAUGUGUAUAUUAGAAAAGAAACUUGAAGUUAAAAUGAUGAAAUACUCAUGUUUUAUACCGUGAUUUUUGUAACCCAGUAGACAUACCUUGGAUGGGAAAAAGGAAUAUGUUUGGGGAAAUGUAAUUUUGCAGAAAUGCUCAUUUCACUUUCAAAAACAGAAUUAUUCUGAAAGGCAAAGCCAAGCAUGGUCUGGUUAUUUAACCCCAGUGCUGAUUUUUAUUGGUUGGUAACCAAUAAAAAGAAGGUUCUGUCCAAUUCAGUUUUCCCUCCCCAAAGUGUACCCUUUGGAAGCUGAGAGAAUGUAACCUUUUUACAAACAAAUUUUCUACCAAUUACAGGAAACUCUGCCCAGGUUAAAUUCAUUAACUUCAUGCGACUUUGCAAUGAUCAGGUCGUGUUUUUUAUUGUGUGAAUGAUACUUCUACUAUUCAAUGUGAUGUUGUUCGUUGGUUUGUUUGUUUGCUGAACUAUUGAGUUGGACCUUGAGAAAUUCUUAGUCUGGUUUUUAAAAUGGCGUUUCUUCCGGUGUCCAGGGGUAACCAGCAAGUCAACUGUUUGCUAUAUAUUUACUCAGCUUUAUCAGUUGCCAUUGCCAUUAAUGUCAUCAAUCAUUUGAAUUUGAUAUGAAUUAUUGAACACCAUUGAUUCAUAUUUAAACUGAGAGUUAAACCUUUCAUUUGUCAGUUAAGUGACACCAGUUGACCUAUUAUGACACAAGACUGAAUUAACUUGUAUUCAUUUGUGGCCAAUGUGUUUUUGCCAGUUAGUGCUAGGUUCCAGCAGAACAGAAUAGUCUUUUAUUAUUUAUUCAUUUUCAUUACUGCAGAUUAAUUCACUUGGGUUCAUGUUAUUAAUACAUUUAACUGCGUUUCAAUUAAAACACGCCCAAAGGAAGAUGCUGUCUUGUCUGGGCCUGUAAUUGUCACAACGUACAUAGUCUUUAUUUGGUGUAUAUUUCUUUAACCAGAAUUAUGGAAAUGUCUUGCCCAAUGGAGAAAUAUGCUUUGUGAAAUAGUGCAGGGUAUGUCUGUAUUAUACAGCACCACUCUGUGAAAGUGCUGUGAGUGGCAAUCUGGUGGGCUUUCAUUUUAAACCACAUUUGUAAGCGCCGAUCUUGGUGGGCUAGUACAACACACUAUUCUACGUCUUUUGUACACUUGUUUAGGGCAUUGUUUUGUUUUUGUUUUUUACCCCAAAUUAAAUGAAGCUGGCAUCUUCCUUUGUGCAAGUUUUAAAUGAACAACAGUAGGACAAUAAAUAAGAGCAGUCUGUACUGCAGGGAGCACAUCUACUGCAUUCAAGUGGCAAGACAAUCUCCGCUGUAGCAUUAUUGUCACUGAGGGGAUGAUGGAAAUGACAACUAAAUUGCACCGCACGAUAUAAAAUUAUGAUGUCAAAUCAAAUGUCUGGAAUUUGUGCAACAAAUGUGUCUGGUUAUGUGAAAGGGUUCUAGUUGUUUCAGUGUGAUAUUACAAGUAAAGCUUUGGAUGACUACCUUGAAUACAGCAUAUGGGAUGAAGAGCUGACUUGAGUGCCACCUGGUGGGUUGAGGAUGAAAAUGCUUUGAUUUUCGUGAGCUCUAAUUCGGCCUUCUACGAUCGAUGUAGCUGGAGGUUCUUACGUAGCUGACAGAAGGGGAUGUAUUGGGAUUUGGUGAGGUUUGGUGAGGUUUGGUGAUCUUUGCCAUUCCAGUGGAAAUAAUUUUAAUAGGAUCAUUGAUAUCAGUGUUUACGUUCAUCAUGAUUUUCAGAGGAACAGUGACUUUUUUUUUUUUUUUUUUUGCUUUUGUAGACACUUUGGAUCUUGUAAAUGACAGUACAUGGAAAUGCUUUGAAAUUAUACUCAUGAGUCUUUUUUUUUGAGAAGACAGCAGGAAUUGUAAUGCCAUCUAGUGGGCGAUGUGUGAACUUGAAGCAGACUGUAUUUGUUUGUGUACAUACUGUACCCUUUCUAAUAUCCAAAAGGCUCUGUGCAAUUGGUUAUUUGAAGUGCAAUUACCCUCCUUGGACCAAUCAGUGACAGGUAACAUGGCCGUUUUCCCAUUGGUUUUCUGUGUGUAAGGUUAAAGGCACACAGUUUCUAUUUUAUUUAUUGAGAAAAUACCGUGCACACAUGAAUCACGGUAAAAAUGUGAUUUUAUGCAACUAACACAUCAAAUCACUGGCUUGAGCAUUUAGACAUGUAACAUCCCUUUCCCACAAUGCACCACAACUUACUGCAAUGUACUCUCACUAUCUCUUUCUAUUCUGGGAGCAUGACUUGGUGGGCCAUGACUGUUAUCUCUGUCUCUCACACAUCAUCUGCAAACUCGAAGAUGCCUAACAUCACCCAGCUACCGCAUACAGAAAUAGUAACUUUCAGUUAGUUGAUAUCUGGUUUCAUAAAUGUGCAGUGUCUGUUGUUAUUUGAAUGAACUUUUAAUUUUUUGUUGCAGUAACCUAUCAACCGAGCAUGUAAUUAUGUCGGGGAGCUGGCUCCUUUGGUGAGUUGAGAGCUCAAAUGAUGCUCAAACCCAAACUAGGCGCCAUUUCAUUAUUGUAUUUGGAAGCAUGAUUUUGUCAGGCUUCUUAGACUAUGAAUUAGUUAGUAAUUUACUGAAACUGAAGUGUGAGUAAAUGAACAUUUUCUGUAUGACUUCUCCGCCUCUGUUAGCUGUCAAAUUCUGUUCAGUCAUUUCUAUUGCAGCACAUACACGGUUUUGCAUCGACUUGCUUAAAUGGAGAUUUACAGAGAGCCCCCUUCAUUUGUCUCACUCAAAGAAACUCUAAUGUGAGGAAAUGGAAAGAAUGCAUCGUUCGAAUCCCUUCAGACCCGGCGCUUUGCUUUUGCUUUAAAUGUGUUAUUUGCAUAAAAUGACAGUGCUUUACUACUGACUCUGUUGAGCAAACAUGACCUUUAUUUUAUUCAUGUUAUCCCUGCAUUGUGUUCUGCACAUUUUGAUUGUGAACUUGCUUGUGUAAAAAAAAAAAAAAAAAUUGGGUAUGAGUUUGUUCAAAAGAAUAUUGAUGUUUUUUGAGUAAUUUAAUUUCCCAUUUUUAAAAAAACAGAUAACAUUGAAAUCAACCAAAUAAAAUUAAGUAAACUUUUAAUAUAAA
Molecule: messenger RNA, 5250 nt
Organism: Conger conger (European conger)
Lineage: Eukaryota; Metazoa; Chordata; Actinopteri; Anguilliformes; Congridae
Gene: marchf8
Product: membrane-associated ring finger (C3HC4) 8
Exons: 8
Coding region: 171-1793 (540 amino acids)
Biological process (GO): protein polyubiquitination; immune response; antigen processing and presentation of peptide antigen via MHC class II
Cellular component (GO): late endosome membrane; lysosome; early endosome membrane
Molecular function (GO): MHC protein binding; ubiquitin protein ligase activity; zinc ion binding
Source: RefSeq, a predicted model, not a curated record